AUGCCUGGCAAAGCAAAUGCCUCCAAGAAAAAGUCUCAACAGUUAAACAAAAAUACAAAAAGAAAAAUGGAUGAUGAGGAAGUGGACUUGUCAGAGAAAGAGGUUAGAAACACAUUGAAAAAAAAUAAACAACCAAAGCAUCUGUCUUUUGAAGUGACAGGAAAAACAAAGCAUACUAAUCUAAAACAGAUAAAGAUAGUAUCCAACAAGAGAAAAACCUGGCAACUUCUUUCAAAUAGAAGCAGAGAACAUUUGCAAACUAUGAUGGAAUCAAUAAUAAUAACAAUUUUGAGUAACACUAUUAAAGAAAAUGAACAAAUUCAGUAUCAUCUUAACUACCUGAAAAAAAGAUUGCUACAAUUGUGUGAAACCCUGAAAGUCCCUCCCAAGAAGCUGAAAAAUUUAAAUGAGGUGUCAAAUCUACUGAAAAUGGAAAAGGCACAGUACAGAGCUAAUGAAGAAGGGCUGGCAUUAUUGCAGGCAGAAGUAGAUAAAAUUACUGAAACUGCAGAGUCAAUGACUGGGAAUAUUCAGAGCCUAAAGAACAAAGUUCAGAUUCUGACAACUGAAGUAGAAGAAGAGGAGGAGAAGGUAAAGCAGAUACUUCAAAUAGAUAAUAAUGGGGUACUUGGUCUUCCAGAACUUUCUCAGAAAAGUCUUAAAGCACCCACACUUCAGGAAGAAAUGUUGACACUAAUUCCAAACCAGAAUGCUCUUCUGAAGGACUUGGAUACACUUCAUAAUUCAUCCCACAUGAAGAACAUGUUAACUUUCAUUGAAGAGGCCUAUAACAAACUGGAUACCUGUUAA
Messenger RNA from Orycteropus afer afer, 810 nucleotides. It is a transcript of the gene CENPQ, whose product is annotated as centromere protein Q. NCBI's taxonomy places the organism in Eukaryota, Metazoa, Chordata, Mammalia, Tubulidentata, Orycteropodidae. The transcript is spliced from 8 exons. Bases 1 to 810 code for a protein of 269 amino acids. The record is from RefSeq and is a predicted model, not a curated record.